Colletotrichum gloeosporioides is the source of this 1155-nucleotide messenger RNA. RefSeq lists its product as uncharacterized. The record is from RefSeq and is a predicted model, not a curated record. The coding region runs from base 1 to 1155 and encodes 384 amino acids. Gene Ontology annotation, biological process: polyketide metabolic process. The transcript has 2 exons. NCBI's taxonomy places the organism in Eukaryota, Fungi, Ascomycota, Sordariomycetes, Glomerellales, Glomerellaceae.
AUGAAACCCCAUACUUCUCUUCUAAGCCUUUUGGCUGCGGUUGGGUAUUUUACUGACGUCGCGUACGCCUGCGUGGGUGGCAGCCAUUUGCAUAUGAGACCUGUUGGAGGCAGCAGCUCUUUGCGAAAGCGCGCAGAGACGGACUAUAUCGGUUGCGUCACUCCAGGACCUGUGACUUGUAAGCUCAUUGGCACUUGUCCCUACCCAAACGCUUCCGCUGGUCCUUGGGACGCGUCAGCCAAUGUGCGACAGAUGCAAGUCACCGACGAUGCCUACAACUCGCUGGACUUCUCCAGGUUCAACCACCGGGAGGACACAAUUGUAUACAUGCCGGGAGGGAGAGAGUUUAAUAUGGUGCAGCACGUCCAGGACCUGCAGAACACAUACGCAAGCUUCCCCAAUGUUGCUGUCACCAACCAUCCUUACAAGGUGGCUUUUGGGGAGGGCAAUUGGACUAUUACCAUGACCGACGUCACUGGGACCAACACCGGCCCAAUUCAAGCUCCAGAUGGAUGGCGAGGCCCGACCGGCCGCCAUGUCAACUACGAGUUCAUGACUGCGGCGUACUGGCAAGAAGGCAGAAUUGUCAUAGAGCAUCUCUGGAUGGACCUUGUUACCAUGGAACGUCAGAUGGGCUUCUUCCCGUCCACAGUCACUGAAGAGGGAACUCAGUCGCUUACCUUGAGCACUUAUACCAUACCCCUUGCGGUCAACGCAUCCGCCAACACAUCAGAAGCGAACAAGGAGUCUCACCAGAAGUUCGAGACGGGUUUGAACAACGGUCAAUUUAAUUCUGAGAGCCUUAUGCUUUCCCCGAACGUCACGAUCUUCACCUCGCGCGAGAACACUCCCAACGGACUCAACAGCGACCAGUUCUUUGCACUCGUCAGCCAGCUUCAGAAGUCGUUCUCGAACGUCCGCUUGUCUCCUCACGUGAUUUUCGGAUCUGGAGAUUGGACUGCGUCAGUGGCUCGGCUCAGCGGCAACCUCACGAAUGCCUUGGCAGUUCCAGAUUACAUCUCCCCGACUUCAAUCGCUGCAACCAAUCAAGGCUUUGAGUCUUGGUUCUACACGAUUGCACGAUGGCAGGAUGGCAAGAUCACCCACUUGAAGUUCAUGGCCGACGUGCUCGGCAUUCUCAGUCAAGUUCAGUAG